CGGCGGCGCGGGCAGCGCGCCUGCGCUGGGCGACCAGCCUCAGUGAGCGGUUGGCGGCAGCGCUGCCCCGUCAACGGCCGCGAGUGGCGGGCGACUCGGGUCUGACGGGGGCAGCGGCGGUGCGGCGGGCUGCGGUCCUGCCAGCUUGCGGCCUGAGACGUCCAGCCUCCUGCCUGGAGAGGCCGGCCGCCCCGCCCCCUUCCCCGUCUCCCUUGCUCCCUCCCUCCACCCGGGCUCGCGCGCUUCAGGCGCAGAGUGAGGCAGCGGGGACGCCCAGGGCACUAGCGGAGGCGGCGGCAUUGCCUCUGCACUCGGACCCGCCCCCUCGUGCCCCGCCCCGCCCCGUCCCGUCCCGUCCCCGCCCUCUCCACCGCCGUCUGCGGGAGCCUGGCAGCUGCAGCCGAGCCGCGGAGCGGGCGACCGGGGCCGGGGCUGUGCGCUCGGGGAGCACGGAAUGUGAGGCUUGGCGGGCCGCAACGCGCUCGGACGCUCGGACCGGCUCGGGGCGGCGACCCCUCCCUGACGCCCGGCUGCGCGCUGGGCUGGGGACUCGCGCUCUUGGUCGCCCUUGCGCGCUCCCCGCGCGGGCGGGACCAUGAAGAAGUUCUCUCGGAUGCCCAAGUCGGAGGGCGGCAGCGGCGGCGGAGCGGCGGGUGGCGGGGCUGGCGGCGCUGUGACCAGCUGUGGCUCCGGCGGCUCGUCCGUGGGGGUCCGGGUGUUCGCGGUCGGCCGCUACCAGGUCACCCUGGAAGAGUCGCUGGCCGAAGGUGGAUUCUCCACAGUUUUCCUUGUGCGUACUCACGGUGGAAUCCGAUGUGCAUUGAAGCGAAUGUAUGUCAAUAACAUGCCAGACCUCAAUGUGUGUAAAAGGGAAAUUACAAUUAUGAAAGAGUUAUCUGGUCACAAAAAUAUUGUGGGUUAUUUGGACUGUGCUGUUAAUUCAAUUAGUGAUAAUGUAUGGGAAGUCCUUGUCUUAAUGGAAUAUUGUCGAGCUGGGCAGGUAGUGAAUCAAAUGAAUAAGAAGCUACAGACAGGUUUUACAGAACCAGAAGUGUUACAGAUAUUCUGUGAUACCUGUGAAGCUGUUGCAAGGUUGCAUCAGUGUAAGACUCCAAUAAUUCACCGGGAUCUAAAGGUAGAAAAUAUUUUGUUGAAUGAUGGUGGGAACUAUGUUCUUUGUGACUUUGGCAGUGCCACUAAUAAAUUUCUUAAUCCUCAAAAAGAUGGAGUAAACAUAGUAGAAGAUGAAAUUAAAAAGUAUACAACUCUGUCAUACAGAGCCCCUGAAAUGAUCAACCUUUAUGGAGGGAAACCCAUCACCACCAAGGCUGAUAUCUGGGCACUGGGAUGUCUACUCUAUAAACUUUGUUUCUUCACUCUUCCUUUUGGUGAGAGUCAGGUUGCUAUCUGUGAUGGCAGCUUUACCAUCCCAGACAAUUCUCGUUACUCCCAUAAUAUACAUUGCUUAAUAAGGUUCAUGCUUGAACCAGAUCCAGAACAUAGACCUGAUAUAUUUCAAGUGUCAUAUUUUGCAUUUAAAUUUGCCAAAAAGGAUUGUCCAGUCUCCAACAUCAAUAAUUCUUCUAUUCCUUCAGCUCUUCCUGAACCGAUGACUGCUAGUGAAGCAGCUGCUAGGAAAAGCCAAAUAAAAGCCAGAAUAACAGAUACCAUUGGACCAACAGAAACCUCAAUUGCACCAAGACAAAGACCAAAGGCCAACUCUACUACUACUGCCACUCCCAGUGUGCUGACUAUUCAAAGUUCAGCAACACCUGUUAAAGUCCCUACUCCUGGUGAAUUCGGUAACCACAGGCCAAAAGGGGCACUAAGACCUGGAAAUGGCCCUGAAAUUUUAUUGGGUCAGGGACCUCCUCAGCAGCCACCCCAGCAGCAUAGAGUACUCCAGCAACUACAACAGGGAGAUUGGAGAUUACAACAACUCCAUUUACAGCAUCGUCAUCCUCACCAGCAGCAGCAGCAGCACCACCACCACCACCACCUACUUCAGGAUGCUUAUAUGCAGCAGUAUCAACAUGCAACACAGCAGCAACAAAUGCUUCAACAACAGUUUUUAAUGCAUUCGGUAUAUCAGCCACAACAUUCUGCAUCGCAGUAUCCUACAAUGAUGCAGCAGUAUCAGCAGGCUUUCUUUCAACAGCAGAUGCUAGCUCAACAUCAGCCGUCUCAACAACAGGCAUCACCUGAGUAUCUUACCUCCCCUCAAGAGUUCUCACCAGCCUUAGUUUCCUACACUUCAUCACUUCCAGCUCAGGUUGGAACCAUAAUGGACUCCUCCUAUAGUGCCAAUAGGUCAAUUGCUGAUAAAGAGGCCAUUGCAAAUUUCACAAAUCAGAAGAACAUCAGCAACCCACCUGAUAUGUCAGGGUGGAAUCCUUUUGGAGAGGAUAAUUUCUCUAAGUUAACAGAAGAGGAACUGUUGGACAGAGAAUUUGACCUUCUAAGAUCAAAUAGGCUCAAGGAGAGAGCAUCCUCAGAUAAGAAUGUAGACUCACUUUCUGCUCCACAUAACCAUCCUCCAGAAGAUCCUUUUGGUUCUGUUGCUUUCAUUUCUCAUUCAGGUUCUCCUGAAAAGAAAGCUGAACAUUCAUCUAUAAAUCAAGAAAAUGGCACUGCAAACCCUAUCAAGAACAGUAAAACAAGUCCAGUAUCUAAAGAUCAGCGGACUGGAAAGAAAACCUCAGUACAGGGUCAAGUGCAAAAGGGGAAUGAUGAAUCUGAAAGUGAUUUUGAAUCAGAUCCCCCUUCUCCUAAGAGCAGUGAAGAGGAAGAGCAAGACGAUGAAGAAGUUCUUCAGGGAGAACAAGGAGAUUUUAAUGAUGAUGAUACUGAACCAGAAAAUCUGGGUCAUAGGCCUCUCCUCAUGGAUUCUGAAGAUGAGGAAGAAGAGGAGAAACAUAGCUCUGAUUCUGAUUAUGAGCAGGCUAAAGCAAAGUACAGUGACAUGAGCCCUGUUUUCAGAGACAAAUCUGGCAGUGGACUAAACCAAGAUCUUAAUACAAUACUCCUCACCUCAGCUCAAUUAUCCUCUGAUGUUGGAGUGCAGACUCCCAAACAGGAGUUUGAUGUAUUUGGCGCUGUCCCCUUUGCAGUGCAUGCUCAACAGCCCCAGCAAGAAAAGCAUGAAAAGAGCCUUCCUCAACACAGGUUUCCUGCUGUGGGACUUGAGCAGGAGGAAUUUGAUGUAUUCACAAAAGCGCCUUUUAGCAAGAAGGUGAAUGUACAAGAAUGCCAUGCAGUGGGGCCUGAGUCACAUACUCUCCCUGGAUAUCCCAAAAGCGUAGAUGUAUUUGGCUCCACUCCAUUUCAGCCCUUCCUCACAUCAACAAGUAAAAGUGAAAGCAAUGAGGACCUUUUUGGGCUUGUGCCCUUUGAGGAAAUAACAGGGAGCCAGCAGCAAAAAGUCAAACAGCGGAGCUUACAGAAACUGUCCUCUCGCCAAAGGCGCACAAAGCAGGAUAUGUCUAAAAGUAAUGGGAAGCGGCAUCAUGGCACACCAACUAGCACAAAGAAGACUCUGAAGCCUACCUACCGCACUCCAGAGAGGGCUCGCAGGCACAAAAAAGUGGGCCGCCGAGACUCUCAAAGCAGCAAUGAAUUUUUAACCAUCUCAGACUCCAAGGAGAACAUUAGUGUUGCAUUAACUGAUGGGAAAGAUAGGGGGACUGUCUUACAACCCGAGGAGAGCCUGUUGGACCCCUUUGGUGCCAAGCCCUUUCAUUCUCCAGACCUGUCAUGGCACCCUCCACAUCAGGGCCUGAGCGACAUCCGUGCUGAUCACAAUACCGUCCUGCCUGGGCGGCCAAGACAAAAUUCACUACAUGGGUCAUUCCAUAGUGCAGACGUAUUGAAAAUGGAUGAUUUUGGUGCCGUGCCCUUUACAGAACUUGUGGUGCAAAGCAUCACUCCACAUCAGUCCCAACAGUCCCAACCAGUCGAAUUAGACCCAUUUGGUGCUGCUCCAUUUCCUUCUAAACAGUAGAUACUUCUGAUGGAUUCUUGGCAUUAACUCCUGUUUCAAAAAAGUAUGAAUAGUUUUAUGAAUUUGAAAGACAAUUUGAUAGUUCUUUUUAUCAUUCUUAAAGAUCAAUCAGAAUAGGUGAUUUUUAAAUAAACCAAAUAGAAAAAUGAAGUAUCUCUACAGGGUAGUAACGAUGCCUCUUCCAAGCAGGAGAAAAAAGAGCUAAAUUGCAAGCUCUAACUAAGGAUUUCUGCUACUGACAUCACGACACAGAAAUGCAAGUGUGGUACUUCCACUGAAAGUACACCUUUCCAGGUGUGUAGCCACUGAGAAGGGACAGUAAAACUGUUAUUUUUGAUACCAGAAUGUCAUUUUUGUGUGCAUAUCCCUAAAAUUAGGGUUAUUUGUACAUAUACUAGUUAUGCUUGUGAAUUCUUUUUAAGGUCUCUUCUAAUUUCCACACAGUUAAAAUCAAUCUAGUUCUCUUAAAGCAUUAGAAAGUUAUUAUCUGGAGAGUGCAGAGAUUUCAGUCCAUACACCUUUCUCCACAAAGCAGAGCCAGAAGUAACUGACAAUUGUGCCUAAAACUCUGUUUCAUUGUAAAAAACAAGUGCCAUUAAUAUGGAAUAUGUAGAUAAACAUAUGAAAUAAUGUUUAUGUUAAUUAGCUCAAUUUAGCUGUUUCACAAUUUACAUAUUUCAAAACAAUGUUAUACAUUAUAUAUAUAUAAUUUUUGUCAAAACAAAUUUUAAGAACGGACUAUGGCAUAGAAGCCUGGAACAAAAAUAGAAAGAGAAAUAUCUGACAUUUGAAAGGAAAUAAGAAAAAAUUAUAUAGAAGAAAAAACAUUCACUACUCUAGAUAAACACUUUAUAUUGCUUAUGAAUGGCUUCUUGCCCCAAACUUUUAUUAUGGCCCUAAUAAAGCAGAUUAUUGGAAAAAAAAUAGGGAGUAAGGACAAGGGUUAUAUAAAAAUUUUAUUUUAGGAAAAAUGUAGCAGAAACGGAAUUUUCAAAACAUGUACAAUGUGAAAUCAUGUUGCAUUUAAUAAAGUACUUUAUUAGCAACUUCACCAAAUAUUCCCCAAGUCAUAAGCAACAAUUAUUUUUAUUAGGUUUGGGGAGUGUAGUAGUUUCAAUAGAGUGCACAGAAUGGUGACACCCACAAAGCCUUAUAGGCAGGAUUCAUGCAUCCUGCUGCAAGUACCUCUGCACUAAUAAACCAGAUCCUAAAAUGCAUAUAAGGUGGACUAGCAUCUUAACUCUGCUAGUUGAUUAUGUCUUUACUGAAAAGAACCCAGCUACCAAUUUGCCUUUUUUUACACCACAAAUCCUAAUUAGAAACUUGAGAUUUUAUAGAAAUUAUUUAAUGAUAGAGAUUACAUGUGAAUUAAUGUGAAUAUAGUAUCUGUGCUUCCUGUGUCUAUAACUAUUUUAAGUUAUAAUUAACUGUGCUGCGCUAUCAGAUUAACAUUUGGAAGUUUCUAGAACAGUUAAUACUAUUUACAGAAAGGAGAAAUUCAUCAACUGCCAUGCUCUUUGAGUUUUAUAUUUUAAAUUAACUCUCUUUGAACCCAAUUAAAGUAUAUUUUAUGAGUAAUUUUAUUAGGAAUCUCUUAAUUAUAGUGCCCCAAUGGGAUAAGCUAUUUGCCUAUUUUCACAGUUCUGAACUUGGAAAGAAGCAAAGUAUAUGUAACUAAACCACAUAUUUGUCUUUUUAUUGCUUCUUUUCCUUCUUUUAAAUGCUAACUCAAAUACAAAUUUGUGGAUAGGGAAGCAAUAAGUGAAUCACAAUGUAGCAGAGGCAGACCAAGCAAUACAUUAUUACUUAGAGUUGUACUUUUAGGCAGGACUGCACGAAUUACUUGUCCUUGUGCCAAAGGCAAAUAAUGUUUGCACCCUUUUUUUUUUAUUCUCAGGUUGAUGAGAAUGCAAAUGCUCAAGUAGAUGUUUAAAAACUACAAAAUAGGUUUAAGUGAUACUUUCUAUUAAAAGUGAGGAGUUGAUGAUUACACGUAUAAAUUCAUGAACUACAGUAGGUUUGUAUCAAACAAUAAUUUUUUAAAAUGAAAAUCUGUUGAGGUAUACACAAUAUGCUUCUUGAUUGUAUUAGUCCUUGGUCUGUGCUAGAUGGCAUGAGUUUCAUCACUUAGAAAAGGGGUAGAGGAUAAACUAAUGUGGUAUCCUUCAGAUGUAAACAGGAAAGACAUAUAUUUUUACUUGCUUUUCAAUACACUGAAUAAUUUUAAAUGAUUCAGACACUGAUGUAGACGCUUUGGCUUAUAAUGUUGGAUAAAUUCUGAGGAAACAACUCUGACAGCUUAAAAUAUUUACAUUCUUAUAACACAGCACAGUGACUUUCUUUCAAGAUUGUAGCUCAGAGAAAAGAUAAAGGAUUAAAUUGGGGGUUCAAUGGGAUAGAAAUGGAGAGAUUCCUUUGUGUUGAAGUAGAGGCAUUUAACUAAGGAGUAUAGAUUUAUACUUUGCAUUUUCAUUCAUCAUCCCCCAGAAUCAUGGUCAUGGCAUAGGUCACUCCACACAGCUGAUGCUCAGGGAGAAGAAAGCUCCCAAGGUAUGUGAAAGUGCUUAACACCUGGCACACAGCACUCAGUAAAAGUGUGGCUCUAUUAGGGGAUGGUUCAAUUUUGGUUUAAGGAAGGAAGGUUAUAUAUAUACCACUAAGCAAAUAUAUAUAUAUGGAUUUUUUUCCCCUAAUAUUAUUUGGUGUCUCCUCUGCUUCUUUAGGAUGUAGUUAUAACUCUAAACCUGUUAUACUUGAACAUCACUAAGAGAAGUAAAUUAUUAUGAAGCUAGCAAAACUCUGAGGCCAAAGUUGUUUCCUAACAGCUUUAAUAAUGCUUGUUGAUUUUGAAUAAUCCUUUAAAAAGUGGACCAUUUGCUCAUUUUAAUAUUAUCACAUCAGUAAAGUGUUAGUAUUAAAAAGAUCAGCUUUUUAUGGCAUUGAAGAAUGUAUCUGCUAAGACACAAAAUUGCAUGGUAAGUAUAUUAGGUGGAGGAGAAAAGCUUGUAGGCCAGAUGAAAAUUUAACUGACUAGAAUAUUUAUUCAGGAGUGUAAUUAUCUUGCCCUACCCCAAUCCCUGUGUAUGUGUGUAUUAUGACUAUCUGGAUUUGCAAACAGACACAGCUUUUAAUCCCACCCUGUUUAUUGUUUAAGAAUGAUAGACUGUUGUCCUCUUGCUAAUGGAAAAUCUAAGGUGGAGCUCACUUUUCUAUGCUGAAUUCACCAGGCAGAACGGUUUUGUUCAAGUCAGCUACUCUGCUUGGUUUACUUUAGGUUUUGGUACUUCACGUAAGCACUGUUAGAAGGUACAAGUGUAUUAAUAUCACUAGUUUUGAGGAGCUUGGGUACAUUUGUGUUUAAUAUAUUUAGAAUGUGCCGAAAACUUUUUUCUCUUUUUUUUCUUUUUAGCAAACCUAUUAUCAUUUUAGGUCCAAUUAUUGAGUUGACAGUCUACUGUGAGAAUGAGAUGACAUACCUACUGUGAGAAUAACAUAAAUGAUGAAUAGUUUGACAACUUCUAUACUCAGUUGUGUUUUAUACAUUAAGAUAAAAAUAUGUACACACACAUGCAUGUCACAUCUCUCUACUGUGGAUUUAAUGUGAAUUUUUAAAAAAUGGAAUUGCAACCACAAUCAUAUCUAAGAGAACAUUCACUCCUAGUGAGGGUUUACAAAAGCUACUAAAAGAAUAAGGUAGAUGAUAAUGCAAAGGGUCAUGAUUUGGGGUUAUUUUGUUUUAUUUUAAAAUUUAUAGUGCUACUUUUGAAAGAAUUGUUUUUAUUACUAUGCUGUUUUUAUGAUUGAAAAGUCAUCUAAUAGAAGCUGUAUAGAAGCUACUUUUUAAUUGCUGGCGAACAGCUUUAAGUGCACUUUCUUUGAUUACACUUCCAUUUUUUGUUAAACUUGAAUUUUCUGAAGACUUUUAUGUAUCACUAAGCAAAUAACUUUAACCUUUAAAUAAAUCAAAUUUGCAUCUUUAUUGUAUUUCUACUUGUUACAAAACAUACUUGCUAAAGUAACUUCAGUUCUCAAAUAUAGCUGGGAAAGUUAUGAGAUAGACUCAGUCUCCCCUUCCCAGGCCCCCCCACCCUGCCCUAUCUAAUUAAGCACUAACUGAUUUUAUUACUUUAUUGCCUUUACAUUGCUUAUGCUUUUUGACUGAAUUCUGUCCCUGAUUCACUAUGUUUUGUUUGAAAUUUAAAGUUAUUUUCUUACUGUAUUUAUCAUACCUGUUUUAAUAAUCUGUUUUCUUUAAAUGCAAUAAAUCCCAAAUGGAUUGCAUAUUCUUUAUAA
This is a messenger RNA of Callithrix jacchus (white-tufted-ear marmoset), 8293 nucleotides long. RefSeq names its product BMP2 inducible kinase (gene BMP2K). Lineage: Eukaryota; Metazoa; Chordata; Mammalia; Primates; Cebidae. Gene Ontology annotation, molecular function: protein kinase activity; ATP binding. Gene Ontology annotation, biological process: protein phosphorylation. The record is from RefSeq and is a predicted model, not a curated record.